This is a messenger RNA of Acanthaster planci (crown-of-thorns starfish), 4509 nucleotides long. RefSeq lists its product as uncharacterized. NCBI's taxonomy places the organism in Eukaryota, Metazoa, Echinodermata, Asteroidea, Valvatida, Acanthasteridae. The record is from RefSeq and is a predicted model, not a curated record. Gene Ontology annotation, molecular function: extracellular matrix structural constituent.
GGAUUCGACCGGCAGGUACAUGGGUGCAUUUACUUGUCCUCUUGACAAGGUGCACGACGGGCUAGGGCGCGGGACAGAACUCGGCUAGCUAAGGAGAGUGGUUACUACCCCAGGAAAACCGGACGGCGCGCUGGCACUGCAAAGGGUACAGUGGCAUCGUCUGGCUGCCUCAGGUGUAACAAGUUCUUAUAGGACUGGACUUUGUGGAGUUGAUAGCCGGUUGACAGAAGAACUUAGGUCUUUGAAGAGAACACAUCUUCAAGUUUCAGCCUUGUUGGUUUGGAACUCAUGUCGUGGUAGGAGCUAGCAUCAGAAUUAUCGAUCCCCUUUUUUGUAAGGAUGGGUCGGACUUUUGUGCGAUAUCCCUACAUGAUGGGCGCCUUCACCCGCAUAGUUAUCGGCCUUUAUCUAACUCUCCUAUCAGUAAAUCUAGCUACUUCUCAAGAAGUAUUUGCACUACCACCAGGGACGGUAGAUGUGUUAGAAAAGUUAGACGUCGCCGGCACCACGAGGGGAGUAACAUCAGGGGUGCAAGGGAUGUGUAGAGAUCGCCCCAACCUUGGCGGGGCAGUCCCCCAAGACGAUCAGGCGUUCACCGUGGGCUCUGAUGCCAGUCUAAGUAGAGAAGUCGGCGAUAUGUUUUCAGGUGAAAAUUUUCCCGAGGAUUUUUCGAUUCUGCUGACGGUCAGGAUACCCCCACCAGAACGGUCGAAAAUGUUUUUGUUCUCACUUUACGAGGCCGACGCCGAUGCCAAAAUUGUUUUUGAUAUUGGAAGUCCAUCGGUGCUACAAUAUGCUGACGAACGUAAUAAACCUGGCAAGAAGGGAUGGCCACGAUUUAAACUCAACAUUGCAGACAACCGAUGGCACAGGCUAGCAUUAAGUGUAAAUGGUGAAAAUGCAAUGCUAAUUACUGAUUGCAAUGUGACAGAGACAGCAAGCCUUGCAAGAGGUGUCCCAGCAAAUGUUAAGACAGAUGGAAUAUUUAUUUUUGGACGGGAUAUGCGUAACUCCUUCCAAGGAACUCACUUUGAGGGCCAGAUUCAACAAUUCCUCAUCGUACCGGAUCCAUAUGCAGCAUUUGACCAAUGCCGUAACUACAUGCCAAGCUGCAAUGAACCCAUGCCUGUAUUUAAAAGGGCUCUUGAACCUGAAAUUCCCACUACACAGCCAGACACAAAUGGUGAACAGGAGGGACCAACACCAGCUGUCUAUUACAGUGAAACUGAAUCCUCCUCAUCAGACUCAUACAGCUACCCAGAACCGAUCCCUGAUGACAGUUCUUUCCAAAGUGGGGUGGAUCCAGGCACAGGGGUGACUGACCCUGGGACUGGUACUGUAGUGCGUGGAACUAAAGGGGAGAAGGGUGCACAAGGUGAAACAAGAAUUGAAUAUUUUCCUGGACCAGUUGGGCCCGCUGGACCACGGGGAGAUCCUGGACCUCGGGGUUAUCCUGGAGAUCGAGGACCCAUGGGAAUUAAAGGCGACAAGGGGGAUCCUGGGCAAAAUGGUCGUAAUGGAGCUGAUGGUCUUCGUGGCCCUCCUGGAGCAAGUGCACUAAUACCACAACAACUGAUGGCAAUGAUAGCACAGUCAGCAACAGAUGGCAUGAAGGGGCCAGGAGCACAGGCAAACAUGGAAGCUAUCCGAGCUGUCCUGGAAGAACAGAGAUUUGCCAUGAGAGGAGAACGUGGACCACGAGGUCUUGAAGGCAGAGCAGGACCAACGGGCCCUCCAGGUUUAGAGGGUCCAAAGGGUGAUCCAGGGAGUUCUGGUGAUCUGGGUCCUCGUGGACUACCAGGCAUUUCUGGGGAACGUGGCAGGGAUGGCAAAAGGGGACGAUCAGGGAAAGAUGGACCUCGGGGACCUCCAGGAAUUCAAGGAUUCAAAGGUGAUCGAGGCUAUGAUGGACUACCAGGUCUCCCUGGUGUGAAAGGGGCUCGGGGAAGACCAGGGUUCAAAGGUGAGAGGGGACCAGAAGGUCAGAAAGGAGAACUGGGUGACGAUGGUGAGCCAGGAGAUUACGGAAUGACUGGCGCACCAGGUAUAGCUGGCCAGCCCGGUCCAAGAGGUAUGCCUGGCCCCAUGGGAAUGCCGGGAGCUAUAGGUGAACCUGGUCCUUUUGGUCCAAAGGGUGCCAUGGGCAUUGCUGGCAUGCCUGGGAAUCCUGGUAUGCCAGGCAAGCAAGGGGCAGCUGGUUCAAUGGGACCUCAGGGUUCCAUGGGUCCCCCUGGGGUCCAAGGACCAGUUGGCAAGCCAGGGGUGCCAGGUGUACCUGGGACUGAUGGCCCUCCAGGCUUUCCUGGUCAAGAUGGGCCUGCUGGACCAAAAGGAGAUGAGGGACCAAUGGGACCGCAAGGUUUGCAGGGUUUCUCAGGUCCAAGGGGAGUGAAAGGUGCGACUGGUUUAAGAGGUGUUCCUGGCUCAAAGGGAUCAUUGGGAAGAGAGGGUAUUCCUGGCUUGAAAGGAGACAUUGGUCUCAAGGGAGAUCGUGGUGUACAGGGACCAUCUGGACCAAGGGGACCGGAGGGAAUUGUUGGACCCAAGGGUGAAGUAGGCGUGCAGGGAGAUCCAGGACCAGUUGGUGUACCAGGAGAAAAGGGCCAGAUGGGACCUCCUGGGAUGCCUGGAUACCCCGGGAGAACUGGUGAUAAGGGAGACAAUGGGCACUCUGGUAAUCCUGGUAAAAGGGGAGAGAAGGGAUCUAGGGGACCAUCAGGAAUUCCAGGUAAUGUUGGUGACCGUGGACCUAGAGGUCAGCGAGGUGAACGAGGUGUGUCAGGAAGCCCAGGAGCAAUAGGACCAAAGGGUGAGGAAGGCCCUCCAGGACCCAUUGGUCUUUCUGGUAAUCGGGGUCCAGCCGGGGCAAAUGGUCCACGUGGGUUCCAAGGUCCCAAAGGCCCCCCAGGCCCUAUUGGUCAGGAUGGUAUUCCAGGCUUCCCUGGUGCUCGCGGAGAGCCAGGAUUGGAGGGUAAACCAGGCCCACCAGGGCCAGCUGGUGUGAUUGGACCCCAGGGUCCACCAGGAGAAAAGGGGCCGGAUGGACCACAGGGCUUUUCAGGAGGUCCAGGAGCUCCAGGGGAAUCCGGCUUGCCAGGAGAGGCUGGUUCCCCAGGCCUACCGGGCAGGCCAGGACAGAUUGGUCCCCCAGGAAAUGAGGGACCACCAGGAAUACAAGGCUUUCCUGGGGAAAGGGGUCUACCAGGUGUGCAGGGACCUGAUGGUGAGAAAGGUGAAGACGGUAGCCCAGGGCUACAGGGACCACCGGGACCUCCUGGUGUUCAAGGCCCACCUGGAUCACCAGGACCCUCAGGAUUACAGGGUCGUCCAGGAGAAAGAGGGCCAGAAGGAGCUCGAGGAUUAAAGGGAGAACCUGGAGAGACAGGACCAGUUGGUCCAGUUGGCCGAGAUGGAAUGCCAGGGCCAAGGGGUUUACCAGGUCCUGUUGGGCUUACAGGUCCCCUUGGUGAAGAUGGAGACAAAGGAGACACUGGCUCACCUGGAUCAAAGGGCUCAAAGGGAGAGAGGGGUAUUGAGGGACCAAUGGGCCUGCGUGGAGAACGAGGUUCUCUUGGAGAACCUGGUCCACCGGGAGAAGAUGGUGAUCCAGGUGUACCAGGGGAAAUGGGUCUAAGAGGUCCCAAGGGUGAGGAAGGCCCAACUGGUACGCCUGGCUCUCCAGGACCAAUUGGGGUGCAAGGUCUACCAGGCUCUAACGGACCCAAGGGAGAUAAAGGUGAUCCUGGGAUCACUGGUCUGCCUGGUCGGAUUGGUCUGCGUGGUGAGAGAGGACCACCUGGUGCUGAGGGUGCCCAAGGUCUACCAGGACGGAGAGGAAAUGACGGUACUAUGGGCCAAAAGGGUGAAAAAGGAUCUGUUGGCAUCCCAGGACGAGUUGGAAGGACAGGACCCCCAGGUUCCAAAGGUGAUGCUGGCAACAAAGGGGAGCCAGGCAGUCCCGGUUUCCCUGGCCCCAUUGGACCCCCUGGGCCUGAAGGACCACAGGGUCCUAAGGGUAAUCCAGGACCCAUUGGUUUCCCAGGUGAACCUGGAGAAGCUGGUGAUGCUGGAACACCUGGCAGACCGGGCGAUCCAGGAGAAGAUGGAGAGGAUGGUGACCCAGGACGACCUGGGCCACAAGGACCACCUGGUGACAUCGGACGCCCUGGUCCACGAGGGAAACCGGGUAAACCAGGUUUGAAUGGAGCUCCUGGUGAGCCAGGACCCAAAGGCGAUCCAGGAGACAUUGGACCACCCGGUGUCCGAGGUGAUAUCGGACCCCCUGGUGCUCCGGGUGCUCCUGGACCACAAGGUCCACAGGGUCUCAGAGGCCUACCAGGGCCUGAAGGUGAUCCAGGAGAACAAGGCCCACAAGGCCAAGGUGGACCCAUGGGCCCAAUGGGUCCUGAGGGUCCAAGGGGAUUUGCAGGUGAUCCUGGUCCAGUUGGACCAAAGGUAAGUCCAGUUGUUUGUAGUCAGGAUUUCCUUUCAUAAUAGAUCAUAAUUAUG